Messenger RNA from Hippocampus comes (tiger tail seahorse), 2229 nucleotides. It is a transcript of the gene lnpkb, whose product is annotated as lunapark, ER junction formation factor. The record is from RefSeq and is a predicted model, not a curated record. The transcript has 16 exons. The coding region runs from base 405 to 1778 and encodes 457 amino acids. Lineage: Eukaryota; Metazoa; Chordata; Actinopteri; Syngnathiformes; Syngnathidae. Gene Ontology annotation, biological process: endoplasmic reticulum tubular network organization. Gene Ontology annotation, cellular component: endoplasmic reticulum tubular network.
UCUGUGUCCCAGACAGGAAAUCUCAGCAGGUGUCAAAUGCGUCUUUUCAUUGACAAAAAUGAAGAUUAGCACAAGAGUACUGUACAAUUUGUUAAACUCACAUUUCGGUUUCUUUUGGCAAAUUUUUAAUGUCCUUCCCAAAAGUCGAGCCUGUUGUAUCAAUUAAAUGACGUCAUAUUUGUGUGUGGCGAGCAGGGUUAUGUCACAAGUCCAUAUGACAUCAUGGCCAGGGUCAACUAGUUUUAACAACUUCACCUGUUUUGGAUGUCAUUACACAUGCAACAGUACUAAAACGGCCCAUUACCUUGGCAUGUAACGCUGUUGUUAAAAUUUAACAACCCUCUGGCGUGCACACACACACGCACACACAUUUAUGACAGCCUCGCUUAACUGUUUGCUUUGGGAUGUCCCUACACUGUAAAAUGAGCCAAAAGAAUCAGCAAAGAGGCGCCAUGGGGGCCGUGAUCUCACGAUGGAAGACAAAACCAACCGCAGUGGAGCAGCUGGAGAACCUGGACAAGGAGAUAAAAGAGCUGGAGGAAUUUCGAGCCAAAAACCAGCGACUCCAAAAGUUGUGGGUGGGCCGGCUUCUCCUCUACUCGUCAGUCUUCUACCUGCUGACCUUUCUGGUGGUCUAUUGCCUCUACCUGCCUGACCAAUGGCUUCGCAGAUUAGCCAUGGCGCUGCCUUUCUUCCUGUAUCCGGUGCUGGUGUGGUUCAUCCGCAAAUUGCUCAUUUUUCUUUUCUCGAAACGUACGGAGAGGAACAGUGACAUCCUGGAAGAAUUGAAGGUCACCAAAAAAAAGAUAUUAGAAGAAGUGAUGGAAACGGAGACAUACAAAAAUGCCAAACUCAUCCUGGAACGCUUUGAUCCAGACGGAAAGAAGAAAGCAGAGCUGGAGUCAACCCCAGUGCGACCUCAGAUGACUCCCAGGCCAGGACAAGACAUUCGCCAACGUGGAGUGGCCGGGAGACCCCCGGGAACCCCUGCUGCCGUGCUGAUGACGCCCUCGCCUGGAGGUCGACCCACGCCGGGCCCCGGGGCGACACCUGUCGAAUGUGUCCUUCUCUCAGCUCCAGGCGGUCCACCCGAGAGAGGUGCCCUGUCCGCCGCUGUCCACCAGGGGGUAGUAGCCCGAAGCCCCACCUCCCCUAUACCGGGUUUAGGCCUGCACCCUCCGGGUCCACCCCUGGCGAGGCCCGUUCUGCCCAGAGAGAGGGGCGCUUUGGACAGAGUGGUUGAGUACUUGGUGGGAGACGGACCACAGAACAGAUACGCUUUGAUCUGUCAGCAGUGCUUCUCCCACAAUGGCAUGGCCCUGAAAGAAGAGUUUCAAUACCUCGCCUUCCGCUGCGCGUAUUGCUACUUCCUGAAUCCCGCCCGGAAGACGCGUCCGCAGGCUCCCAGGCUUCCGGAGUUCAGCUACGAGAGGAAGCUGCGGACCGAGGUGCUGUCUCCAGGACCGACACCGCGCUCUGGCGCUGACACGGAGGAGAGCGCGCCCCCCUCUGGAGCCAAGGCGCCGGCGCCGUGGAGUUUGGUCCACAGUUUCCCUGUCCAGCAGAACCCUCAGAAUCGAGCUCGGCAGAGUCCAGACGAGCAGGAGCCGCCGGGUGAAGGCCGCCGAGCUCACGCAGAAAUCACAGAGGCCGAGAGCCGGGUGGAGGAGGAGACAGACGAAGCGGAAGAAUCUGAGGAGCUGGUCCAGGAAGAGGAAAAGGAGGACAAGGAAGAGAGAGACAAAGACUCCCCCGCUCAUGCACCUCAUCUGUCAUAGCUGCGCAGGAAAAAGGUGUUUGCACUCGCCGCCACAGACAGUAGAAGCUAAAUGCUAAACGGCAGGUGGAUGAUAUUUCUUUUUUUUUUUGUGCCCCUAUUUAUGAUUAAGUCUUUCAUGCGUGAGUUGCUGUUUGAAGGCAAAUUACAUUCCUGAUGCCUAUCAUCAUCAGGAAUGUAAAAAGUUAUGCAAAGGCUAUGUUAAUAACAUGUUUCAUGAACUUAGUAGCCCACCUCCACCAUCAAAAAAGUUACGUUUUUUUCCUUUAUCUCAUGAAAUCAUUGGCAAAUUAAUUAUUUUGAUAACACAUAUAAAGCAUAUCAUCAAAUAAACAAUUUAACAUUUAAAUUGUAUCUAAUCAAAUCAUUUUUGAAUUGACGAAAUCAUGAAAUAACAUGAAACGUAGUUAUCCGUCAAGAAAUAAGAAAUUGGAGUGAAUGAAUUCAUUGUU